AUGGUCGCACUAACACCAGAACAAAUUUGCUUGUAUCGCUUGCAGGGUUAUAUCAUCCUGCGGGCAAACGUACAUGACUUGGUCAAAGAGUCAGAAUUGAAAAUUUGGACUGAUGAGGUUGCCAAUUGGCCUCAUUACCAUGCUCAAAUUGCUAAAUUACUCUACGGACAGGAACUAGCGAACAUACUUCAACUACUCUCCGGGAGGGAGAUGCAACUGUUCAAAGCCAAGAUUAACUACAAAUUGCCCAAGGGGAAUGGUUUCCACGCUCAUCUCGAUGGACCAGCAUAUGACCACAUUUGCAAGACAGAGCAUGUGACUGCGAACUUCGCUGUCGACCCUGCGGAUUUGGAAAACGGCUGCCUCGAGGUCGUUCCAGGUUCUCAUAAAAUGAUGGUUGAGUUGGCUGAUGGAGGUCCCAUUUCUGACGACUGGAUUGCCAAACAUGAUUGGGUUCCUGUACCACUAAACCCAGGAGACAUUCUGUUCUUCGGCAGUCACUUAGCCCACAAAAGCGGCCCCGACAGAACCAAAAAUCGAAGAGCUAGCCUUUACGCUACAUUUUCAGGGAAGGCCGAUGGUGAAAAUCUUCGCGAGAAAUAUUACAUCCAUCGACGGAUGGUUUUUCAACCAGAUCAUGAGCGUGAGGAAGGGAAAGGUUAUGAUGAUGGUUGGAAAACAUACGGCUUCGCAGCUCCGUUCUCGAAGCCGAAGGUUGAUGAGCCGGCAAAUGCGAUUGUGACCCAUUGA
Verruconis gallopava is the source of this 750-nucleotide messenger RNA. RefSeq lists its product as uncharacterized. The record is from RefSeq and is a predicted model, not a curated record. The transcript is spliced from 2 exons. NCBI's taxonomy places the organism in Eukaryota, Fungi, Ascomycota, Dothideomycetes, Venturiales, Sympoventuriaceae. Bases 1 to 750 code for a protein of 249 amino acids.